Messenger RNA from Hyaena hyaena (striped hyena), 1398 nucleotides. RefSeq names its product F-box and WD repeat domain containing 12 (gene FBXW12). The record is from RefSeq and is a predicted model, not a curated record. NCBI's taxonomy places the organism in Eukaryota, Metazoa, Chordata, Mammalia, Carnivora, Hyaenidae. The transcript is spliced from 10 exons. Gene Ontology annotation, molecular function: protein binding. The coding region runs from base 1 to 1398 and encodes 465 amino acids.
AUGGCGCUCCGGCUGCCUGAUCUGCCGAUGUUCAAAAUUUUCUCUUUCCUGGACGCGUUCAGCUUGCUCCAGGCUUCCCAAGUGAACAGGGAAUGGAAUAGGGCUGCCGAGAACCAUCACCUGUGGAGAAACCUGUGUCUGAAGAAAUGGAGCUUCUGCAACUUCUCCACGUGCCUGGGCUCACAGACAUGGAAGCAAUUCUUCCUCAAACAGACAAAGCUGGAGUAUCGGAUGGCCUUGGCGAAGCCAGAGGACUUUGUCUUCAAAGAAGCAACUGGGAACCUUGGAAUCCUAGGACCUAUAGCUUAUCUGUCAGGAAAUGGCCCCACAAUGGAUGGACAGGAGAGGUCCGUCAUUUGUACGGUGUCAUCCAAGCACAUGCUUUAUGCCUGGGACGUGCAGGAGGGUACUACGAUCUGGUCAAGCCCCGUCCAGCAGUCUAGUAUCAAGCAUCUGGCGACCCUCCCUCACCUGCAUCUGGCAGUCACUGUAGAUUUGGAGGGAACUGUCAAAGUGUGGAACUGUCAGGAUCGGGAUGCCCUGGCUGCCUUCCCCAUAUCUAAGGCCUGCUUUUCUUUGGAAGUCUGUCUCACAAAGGAUGGCCCGUUCUUGAUGGUAGGCAAUUCUGAAGGUGACAUCUACACGUUGACAGUGCCUGAGCUCAGGUGUGUUUCUAAAGUCCAUGCAUUUAAAUACAAUGUUGACCUUCUAUGCUGCUCUCCUGACAAGAAGUGGAUCUUUGCAUCUGGGACACAUCAGAAUAUCUUGCCCAGGGUCUUUUUCGCAGAGUGCUUGCUGAAACCAUCGGAAGGCAAAAGCCCCCUGUCCCUCUCUAUCCCGUUUUCAUCCUGCUGCAGAGCCUGCUGGGCCCCGAGGAGGACGAGCAGGGUAACACUGAUGUACCGAAGAGGCUCUUUCAAAAAGACGGGAUUUACCACCUUUGACCUAAUGACUGAGAAGACUGGGGACAGAACAGUCAUUCAAGCCCAUCAGAUUGCAACUUUCCUGUUGCCACUUCAUAUGGAGAGUCCGAUUUGGAUGGAAGCCAGUGAUGGAAAUAUGAUCAUCUUCGAGAGUGGGCCGUACUUGUUCCUCUUCACCAUCAGUGGACACCAGCUGCAACGAUUUGAGGACCACCAGAGGACCAUCGGCAAUGUAUGGGCGGAUUCUCUACAUGUCCUCACCACAUCCAUGGAUGACUCUCUGCACGUGUACAUGUGGGAAGAGGAAGGCCGUUACCCAUACCUCAAGAGCUGCUGUCACCUGGAGCACAUAGGGAGUAACCUGGCGCCGAGCUGCUAUGUCUCCAAAGCAGUAUGUGAUAACAUGAGCAUAGUGUGUGUGGUGUCAAAGAGUCGUGAGUCCAGCAGUCUGGUGAUGUAUUCUUUGCAUAUGUAA